Molecule: messenger RNA, 1006 nt
Organism: Parathielavia appendiculata
Lineage: Eukaryota; Fungi; Ascomycota; Sordariomycetes; Sordariales; Chaetomiaceae
Exons: 2
Coding region: 230-802 (190 amino acids)
Source: RefSeq, a predicted model, not a curated record
GGAGGAUGUCAGCAUCACACGUUAGCGUGCCCUUCUGACACAAACUACGGGCUCACCUUGAUUUCGCCGAAUCGGGCCACUGGGGACUCCUCCACAAGUGCCCUCCCAGAUCGCAUCAUCUUCCCCAUGUUCGCUCGCUCCAGGACCGUCUAGACCAAGAUGAAAAUUUCCUGGGGAGCGCCCGGUCCCAAAGUGGAAUAAGCAAUCAACCAUUGAGAGGUUUGGCGACAUGUAUUCAGCGCCCGCUGUUACAGUUUGGGCGGAGAGUUGGGAAAAUACGGUAUCCAGCGAAAACCCAAGGUAUCAGUCACCCAUGCGGCUCUCUUGGAUUCCCAUUGCUCCUGCCUCUCCUUUGUCGAUUUCAUUUCUCCCGAUCCUCCCAAUUCGCUUUCUGCGUUUCAACACGUUCUCUCAUAUUCCGGAAAUCUGGAACACUGGCAGGGUGUGCCGCACUCGUCCAAAUUCCUUGUUUCCAGCUGGGCCUCACUUCCUGGUUCCACCCAUUUCAAGUUUCCUGCUCACUAGCGCAACGGAAGCUCCGUCUCAUCAUCACAGACAAGGCAGAAACAAGACGCAGAGAAAAAAAGUCGCAGGUUCGAUGCGAUCGCCGAGUCGUGGGUCCUGCCGCCGCUCUGCUUGGUUUCCAUCCAACUCAUUCGCUGUGAUCGACGGACCAGUUGUCCGGUUCCCUUAUCUUCGGCUCCAUCGCGAUCGGUUCUCACCGAGACCAAUCUCGAGGCACGCGGCGCAUCGCCUUGGACAGAGAGGACUGGCAAUUUAUUCUGGCCUGCUCAGGCUAUAGCUCAAACGGCCGGCCACCCAAUUGACAGCAAGAUGUACUUAUAGCGACGUCCAAUUUGAAAAUAUUCAUCACCUACGUCAUCCAUCGCUCACAGGAUACAACGUGCGCGCCUUGCUCAGCAGUGAGACGGCGGGCAGCCGUGACAGACCUCGAUUCGGGACUCGGGCCGAGAAGCAAGGCCGGUACUUUAGGGAGCUUGACCUG